Nylanderia fulva is the source of this 1257-nucleotide messenger RNA. Its product is annotated as transmembrane reductase CYB561D2. Gene Ontology annotation, molecular function: transmembrane monodehydroascorbate reductase activity. Lineage: Eukaryota; Metazoa; Arthropoda; Insecta; Hymenoptera; Formicidae. The record is from RefSeq and is a predicted model, not a curated record.
CGUUCCAGAAGACAUCCGAUAAUGCCUAGUACGUGUCGCAUUAAUCUUAUUAAUGCAACGCAAGUCGUGUGAGUCAACCAUCGCGCACUUAUCAGUCAUGUGUCGCGGGCAAAAAUCUCACUCGGGACAUCCCGCACUUUUUGUACUUACUUAAAAUUCCCUCGACUAGCGCGAACUCAAUCUUACGACUAGUGGCCCCAGCAUCGAUCUCUCGGUUCGUAUAAGAUCUCAUUGCUGAUCCCCCACGCACCGUCUGCAUUAAUCGCGCGCGUCAUCGGCAUAUAUUACGAAGAAAAAAUUCGCACACUCGUAUAGAUUCUCUCUUGUAGACAAUCGUCGCUCGUCACUCGAGAUAGUCAGUUUACAAGAGCUCUUUGCGUACGCAUUUGCGGCGUUAAUUUAUGACAAUGGCCGAUAAAAACAAUGUCGAGCUCCAAUCGACAGAAAAAUCUACGUCGAGAAUUGCACGUAACGAUUCCACUAAAAGUAUUGUAAGCUCCGAAAACGGAGAGCUGAGAUGUAGCGCUCAACGUAUAUUUAUCUCUGCAAUGGACGCGAUUAACCAUGCACUGAUCAUAGCAGUAACGGCGUACCUUGUGUAUUACUCGGCGAAGAAAUAUGCCGUAACAAAUAUACACGUAAUCCUCUGCACUAUCGGGUACGUUCUGUUGAUGUCGGAGGCCUUUGUUGUCCUGGCGAGUGAUAAUAUUCUGACUUGUCGUCUCUCGCGUCAGGCCAACAAACAUCUCCACUGGAUCCUGCAAGCUGUGGGACUGAUCUUCAAUUUGGUGGGUGUGGGCCUGAUGAUCAACGCCAAAACGGUCCACUUCCGUUCGAUUCACGGUAUCACGGGCUUUGCCUCCCUGGUGAUUGUAUGCGUAGUAACGAUCUUUGGGUAUCCGGUAUGGAUCGCGUGGAAGCUGCGCAAGUUCGUGCGGCCGGUUGUUACCAAGUUUCUGCACAAUUUUCUGGGCACCGCCGGCUUCGUCAUCGGUAUGGUCUCGCAAUGUUACGGUUACAGAAAGAAAUGGAUUUAUUAUAUGGGGGAAGUAGAGUACGCCGACGAUGUUAUACUUGUUCUUACGGCGUUGAUCACGAUACUAUCCCUGAGAGGCGCACUCUGUUCUCUCUUUAGCCAGGCCGUCGGUUCCUUAAGAUUACUUUGCUCUUCUGUCUCGUAAAAGAAUGUUAUUACCCAAUUCAUCGUUUAAGAAAAAAAUUAUCGUAAAUCUUAUUUUAUUUAUUUUUUUUUACGGU